This is a messenger RNA of Phytophthora nicotianae INRA-310, 1503 nucleotides long. RefSeq lists its product as hypothetical. The record is from RefSeq and is a predicted model, not a curated record. The coding region runs from base 160 to 1344 and encodes 394 amino acids. Lineage: Eukaryota; Oomycota; Peronosporomycetes; Peronosporales; Peronosporaceae. Gene Ontology annotation, cellular component: cytoplasm. The transcript has a single exon. Gene Ontology annotation, molecular function: electron-transferring-flavoprotein dehydrogenase activity; flavin adenine dinucleotide binding.
UGUACCGAUUGCGAUGCAAUUUGCGUACGUACACGGGAGGACAAACGCUUGAUGCGUGAAGGUUUGUUUGUGUCGCGCGACCUUGAUCCCAUUCUCAAUCGUUCUCGGCGCACCGCAAGUGCAGCAACAGCAACAGCAAUCUAUUUCUAGUAGAUCAACAUGCCUCGCAUUCUCAUCGUCGGUGGUGGCCCUGCGGGUAUCGCCGUAGCCCAGACACUGGCGGCCGAUCUCACGGCCAAGGAUGACACCGAGGUCAUCGUCCUCGAAAAGAGCAAGUAUUUCUACCACGCUGUGGGCACGCCGCGUGCCGUUGUGGACGCCAACUACACCAAGAAGCUCUUCGUACCGUACGACAGCGUGAUCCCGCCGUCGGUCAAAGCUUUCGUCAAGAUCCAACGCGCCCUCGUGACGCGUAUCGUGCCCGGCGCCAAUGAGAUCGAGUACGCGCCCAUCGGCGAGGACGGAGACAUGCUGGCGGGACCCGUCAAGAGCAUGCCGUAUGACUACCUGGUGGUGGCGACGGGGAGCACUUACACGGUGCCCAUCAAGCAGCCCAAGAACAACUUCAAGCGCUCCACCACGGAGGCCAAACUGGCCGAGGUGCGCGAGCAGGUCAAGGCCGCCAACAGUGUGCUCAUCGUGGGUGGCGGCGCCGUGGGUGUCGAGGUGGCCGGCGAGAUCAAGGCCAAGUACCCGAGCAAGACAGUGACGAUCCUCGAAGGAAAGGACAAACUGGUGGCCAACGACGACGUGCGCGACAAGUUCCGCACCAAGCUGUCGACGUACCUCAAGCGUCUUGGUGUUAAGGUGGUGCUGGGAGAGCGUCUGACAGAGCGUCUAGCGGGCAACAACUUCGAGAAACGUACGCUGCGCACGGACAAGGGCACGGAGAUCGAAUCGGACGUACAACUGUUGUGCGGCGGCUUCAGUCCCACAACGGAGCUCAUCCAGAAGCUGGACGCGAGUCUGGUGACUGCCGAGGGAUUCAUCAAGGUGAACAGCAAACUGCAGUUGGACAGCAAUCAGUACUCGAACAUCUACGCGCUGGGCGACGCGAGCAAUAGUCCGGCGCCCAAGCGCAUGUACUACGCCGGUUUACAGGGCAAGCAUCUGGGUGCUGAGCUGGCGCUGGUGGCGCGUAAGACGCAGUCCAACGUGAGCAAGCCGUUCCCCAAGGUGGAGAUCGUGGGCACGAUGCUGCCGUUGGGCCCGAACGGUGGCGUAUCGCAGUUGCCUGUCAUGGGAGGCGUGGUCAUGGGCAACCUCAUCACCAAGUCCAUCAAGUCCAAGGACUACUUCGCCGGCAUGGCUUGGAAAAACCUCGGCGCCGUCGUUCCCAACUAGGUGAAUAAUAGUAGCGUAGUUGGUAGUUUACCACACACGAUCUGCUUAAGUAAGUAGCUUGACAUUGUGUACUCUUGAGAUCGAUUUUUUAAAAAAAAAAUCUAAAAGCGUUAUUCCUAGUUUUUGAUGAUGCAAUGACAAAGGUAGAAUGCUACUCCU